Closterium sp. NIES-65 is the source of this 3363-nucleotide messenger RNA. Lineage: Eukaryota; Viridiplantae; Streptophyta; Zygnematophyceae; Desmidiales; Closteriaceae. The record is from the annotation of a GenBank genome assembly.
AUGGCAAGGAUGGGCGGUGGUGGGAUGGGGAGUGCUGGGAGGGGGGGGGGGGGUGCUGGGAUGGUGAGUGCUGGGAUGGUGAGUGAUGGGAUGGUGAGUGAUGGGAGGGUGAGUGCUGGGAUGGUGAGUGCUGGGAUGGUGAGUGCUGGGAUGGUGAGUGAUGGGAUGGUGAGUGAUGGGAUGGUGAGUGCUGGGAUGGUGAGUGAUGGGAUGGUGAGUGAUGGGAUGGUGAGUGCUGGGAUGGUGAGUGCUGGGAUGGUGAGUGCUGGGAUGGUGAGUGCUGGGAUGGUGAGUGAUAGGGAUGGUGAGUGCUGGGAUGGGAUGGUGAGUGCUGGGAUGGUGAGUGCUGGGAUGGUGAGUGCUGGGAUGGUGAGUGCUGGGAUGGUGAGUGCUGGGAUGGUGAGUGCUGGGAUGGUGAGUGCUGGGAUGGUAAGUGCUGGGAUGGUGAGUGCUGGGAUGGAAAGCCUGUCAUCUGUGGAGCUACUCAACAACGUUCGCACACCCGCACAACAGCAGUGGGUUAGAGACGAGGCAGCUGGAGUCGCUGCCGGAGCGGAUGACAAUCCGCUGAAGUUGUACUCAACGUUCGACAUCGACGUGUUGAUCUUUUUGGUGGCUGACGUUGUCGGCUCGCCCCAGCUGGAGGCCAUCAGAGCAUACCUUGACUGCAACGUGGCCACCGACCAAGGCGUGCAAACGGCUAUGCAAAAGGUAGGUGCUGUGAGGGGAGGCGCUGAGAUGGUGAGUGCGAUGAGGGGAGGUGCUGAGAUGGUGAGUGCGGUGAGGGGAGGUGCCGAGAUGGUGAGUGAUGUGAGGGGAGGUGCUGAGAUGGUGAGUGCUGUGAGGGGAGGCGCUGAGAUGGUGAGUGCUGUGAGGGGAGGUGCUGAGAUGGUGAGUGCUGUGAGGGGAGGUGCUGAGAUGGUGAGUGCUGUGAGGGGAGGCACUGAGAUGGUGAGUGCUGUGAGGGGAGGUGCUGAGAUGGUGAGUGCUGUGAGGGGAGGUGCUGAGAUGGUGAGUGCUGUGAGGGGAGGCGCUGAGAUGGUGAGUGCUGUGAGGGGAGGUGCUGAGAUGGUGAGUGCUGUGAGGGGAGGUGCUGAGAUGGUGAGUGCUGUGAGAGGAGGUGCUGAGAUGGUGAGUGCUGUGAGGGGAGGCGCUGAGAUGGUGAGUGCUGUGUGGGGAGGUGCUGAGAUGGUGAGUGCUGUGAGGGGAGGCGCUGAGAUGGUGAGUGCUGUGAGGGGAGGUGCUGAGAUGGUGAGUGCUGUGAGGGGAGGUGCUGAGAUGGUGAGUGCUGUGCGGGGAGGCACUGAGAUGGUGAGUGCUGUGAGGGGAGGUGCUGAGAUGGUGAGUGCUGUGAGGGGAGGUGCUGAGAUGGUGAGUGCUGUGAGAGGAGGUGCUGAGAUGGUGAGUGCUGUGAGGGGAGGCGCUGAGAUGGUGAGUGCUGUGUGGGGAGGUGCUGAGAUGGUGAGUGCCGUGAGGGGAGGUGCUGAGAUGGUGAGUGCUGUGAGGGGAGGCACUGAGAUGGUGAGUGCUGUGAGGGGAGGUGCUGAGAUGGUGAGUGCUGUGAGGGGAGGUGCUGAGAUGGUGAGUGCUGUGAGGGGAGGUGCUGAGAUGGUGAGUGCUGUGAGGGGAGGUGCUGAGAUGGUGAGUGCGGUGAGGGGAGGUGCUGAGAUAGUGAGUGCUGUGAGGGGAGGUGCUGAGAUGGUGAGUGCUGUGAGGGGAGGUGCUGAGAUGGUGAGUGCUGUGAGGGGAGGUGCUGAGAUGGUGAGUGCUGUGAGGGGAGGUGCUGAGAUGGUGAGUGCUGUGAGGGGAGGUAUGGUGAGUGCUGUGAGGGGAGGUGCUGAGAUGGUGAGUGCUGUGAGGGGAGGUGCUGAGAUGGUAAGUGCUGUGAGGGGAGUUGCUGAGAUGGUGAGUGCUGUGAGGGGAGGUGCUGAGAUGGUGAGUGCUGUGAGGGGAGGUGCUGAGAUGGUGAGUGCUGUGAGGGGAGGUGCUGAGAUGGUGAGUGCUGUGAGAGGAGGUGCUGAGAUGGUGAGUGCUGUGAGGGGAGGCGCUGAGAUGGUGAGUGCUGUGUGGGGAGGUGCUGAGAUGGUGAGUGCUGUGAGGGGAGGUGCUGGGAUGGUGAGUGCUGUGAGGGGAGGUGCUGAGAUGGUGAGUGCUGUGAGGGGAGGCGCUGAGAUGGUGAGUGCUGUGAGGGGAGGUGCUGAGAUGGUGAGUGCUGUGAGGGGAGGUGCUGAGAUGGUGAGUGCUGUGAGGGGAGGUGCUGAGAUGGUGAGUGCUGUGAGGGGAGGUGCUGAGAUGGUGAGUGCUGUGAGGGGAGGUGCUGAGAUGGUGAGUGCUGUGAGGGGAGGUGCUGAGAUGGUGAGUGCUGUGAGGGGAGGCACUGAGAUGGUGAGUGCUGUGAGGGGAGGUGCUGAGAUGGUGAGUGCUGUGAGGGGAGGUGCUGAGAUGGUGAGUGCUGUGAGGGGAGGUGCUGAGAUGGUGAGUGCUGUGAGGGGAGGUGCUGAGAUGGUGAGUGCUGUGAGGGGAGGUGCUGAGAUGGUGAGUGCUGUGAGGGGAGGUGCUGAGAUGGUGAGUGCUGUGAGGGGAGGCGCUGAGAUGGUGAGUGCUGUGAGGGGAGGUGCUGAGAUGGUGAGUGCUGUGAGGGGAGGUGCUGAGAUGGUGAGUGCUGUGAGGGGAGGUGCUGAGAUGGUGAGUGCUGUGAGGGGAGGCGCUGAGAUGGUGAGUGCUGUGAGGGGAGGUGCUGAGAUGGUGAGUGCUGUGAGGGGAGGUGCUGAGAUGGUGAGUGCUGUGAGGGGAGGUGCUGAGAUGGUGAGUGCUGUGAGGGGAGGCACUGAGAUGGUGAGUGCUGUGAGGGGAGGUGCUGAGAUGGUGAGUGCGGUGAGGGGAGGUGCUGAGAUGGUGAGUGCUGUGAGGGGAGGUGCUGAGAUGGUGAGUGCUGUGAGGGGAGGUGCUGAGAUGGUGAGUGCUGUGAGGGGAGGUGCUGAGAUGGUGAGUGCUGUGAGGGGAGGCGCUGAGAUGGUGAGUUCUGUGAGGGGAGGUGCUGAGAUGGUGAGUGCUGUGAGGGGAGGUGCUGAGAUGGUGAGUGCUGUGAGGGGAGGUGCUGAGAUGGUGAGUGCUGUGAGGGGAGGUGCUGAGAUGGUGAGUGCUGUGAGGGGAGGUGCUGAGAUGGUGAGUGCUGUGAGGGGAGGCGCUGAGAUGGUGAGUGCUGUGAGGGAAGGUGCUGAGAUGGUGAGUGCUGUGAGGGGAGGUGCUGAGAUGGUGAGUGCUGUGAGGGGAGGUGCUGAGAUGGUGAGUGCUGUGAGGGGAGGCGCUGAGAUGGUGAGUGCUGUGAGGGGAGGUGCUGAGAUGGUGAGUGCUGUGAUGUGA